AGGAUGGAUCCGGGAUUGUGCUCCAGGAGGACGGCUGGGCUUCUGCUGCUGCUCGCGGCGCUCUUGCCAGUUUUUCAGGCUCAAACGGUGACUGUGGAUGACAGCAUGUCUGGAUUUAUUGGAACCGAUGUGAUUUUGCGCUGCACAUUCACAAACAACAAUCCUAGCAUCAAAAUCACUCAGGUGACGUGGCAAAAAGCAACCAAUGGGUCGAAGCAAAAUAUCGCUAUUUUUCAUCCAUCUAUGGGGGUCUCUGUCUUACCUCCAUAUCAAGACAGAGUGUCUUUCAAGAAGCCAUCUCUGGAUGAUGCCACAAUCGAGCUGUCCAGCUUAGAAUUGUCAGAUGAAGGUGUGUACAUCUGUGAGUUCGCAACCUUUCCAACAGGAAACCGAGAGAGCCAGGUUAACCUCACAGUCUUUGCCAGACCACUGAUUGAUGCUGAGCUCAGUCCAAACACCAUCAUUGCACGAGCUGGCCUUCCAGGAAAGAUUGUUGUAGCAACUUGUACAUCUGCCAAUGGGAAACCGCCAGGUAUCAUCACCUGGGAGACAAAAGUUAAUGGGGAGACAGUUGUUAAAGAAUCUCGAAACCAAAAUGGCACCAUCACAGUGACCAGCCAAUACCUGCUGGUUCCAUCCAGAGAAGCUCACAGGCAACCACUGACAUGCGUCGUGAAUUACCAAAUGGACCGCACCACCAAAGUGCUGAUGUUAAACGUGCAGUAUGAACCAGAGGUUACAGUGGAAGGAUUCGAUGGGAAUUGGUACUUGAACAGAGAAGAUGUGCGUCUGACAUGCAGAGCAGAUGGGAACCCACCCGCAACAAAGUACAAGUGGAAGAUGUUAAAUGGCUCAUUGCCUGUAAAUGUGGAACCACAGAAUACCACUCUGCUCUUCAAAGGGACUGUGACCUAUGACCUUGCUGGGACAUAUGUUUGUGAAGCUACAAAUGCAAUUGGCACACGGUCGGGUCUGGUUGAGGUCAACAUUACAGAAUCCCCUCAAAUCCUACCAUCCAGCACAAGCAGUCCGAGUGUGAGAGCGGGUCUGGACGGAAGCGGCAGCGGCAACAAGACCCUGGUGAUUGGAGCAGUUGUGGGAGGUGUGGUGCUCGUCUUGUUAAGCAGUGUCAUAAUCUUCAUCAUCCUUCGUAAGAGGCAACAAACCUUCAAGGGUGACUACAACACAAAGAAGCACGUGUUUGGGAAUGGAUACAGCAAAGCUGGUGUCAUGCCCCCCGCUCCGGAGCACAUCCCUUACCAAGAGGAAUCCGAUGAGGAUAAAAAGCCGUCUCCCAUGAAUGUAAGUUAUGAAAAUGAGAGGAAAGUUCCUCGUGAUGGGGUUGAUUUUGACGCGGACUCCAAGCGGCCUUACUUCACGGUCGAUGAGAGCGACACACAGGAGGACUUUGACGACCAGACUCUCAGCUUCCAGUAUCCACAGGAUCUGACGGAAGACAUGGUGUCGCAGAAUGAUGGCUCCAUAAUUUCAAAGAAAGAGUGGUAUGUGUAGUGCCAGACUUCUUGGGGUACAGGACAAAGUCACUGUCCUGCCUCCAGCACAGUUGGGUCCACUGUAAAGAACUCUGAACAGCUAAAGUCUUAAUGAUUACAUUGUGGUUUAUUUUUUACAUUUAAUUCAAAAAAUAAAUAUUGUUCUAAAGACAGUGUUUUCUAAAACAAACAAAAGGAACACUGGUCUAUAUAGCACUAACUUGAGGUAAACCUCACUCAUACCAGCUGGACUUCUGUAAAAACUGAUGUCUCUUCAAUAUACUGUGCAGACAUCAGGUAACUUGUGCUAAACACUGGAAUUCAGUCAGGCUGUCAGCACUUCUGUGGCUGCAUUACCUUAACUGUCAUUAACUUAGUCAUUAAUUUAUAACCACUCACUGGGACUGGACACGGCUAAUAACUUACUGGUAUUUGCUAGUGAGUGGUUAGUUUCGUUUGGUAAGCAACUGGUGAUGAUGUGAUAGCAACAGUUAAUAUUCCAUUAAAUGGACGGGGGGAACAGAUACUAAUGCUGCAGCCGAUAAUGAGAUGUAUAGCUGGAUGUUCCACUAGAUGAUAUCAAUAUGUGUAAAUACCAAUUUAUUUUUUAAACUGCACAUAACGCUAAAGCCACAGAAGGUCCUGUCAGGUACCUUAAAUGUCUUGGUACCUUUUGGGUCACAAUUUUGCUGUCAAUUUUUUAAGCUUCUAUGUAACAUGAAUUUGCCUGGCAUAAAGAUAAUUUUUUUCCCCUCCUGAAUGAGGUCCUGUUUGCAGCUUCCAGCAUUCCCUGCACGUGAGCAUUCAUUUCUCUAAAUCUCAAAAUUGUGUCUGCGAUGUGAAGUGUCAAGCUGCCAAGAUGUGUGUAAACCCUCCCCCACACAAUGAAAUUCCUAACAAGUCUCUACAACAUUUAAAGAUCUGGGUUUACUUGCUGAGUCUAGUCAGUGCAUGCUUCAGAAUUCUCUUUAACAAAAUGUUCAAUGUACUGCAUCUUGCCUACAAUCAGUCAUGUACUUUAGUGUAUUUUUCAGACUUUUAACAUCAUGUUAGAUUUAUAGUGUUACCUCAUCCAACUGCAGUUACCCAGGUCCACCUCUGCAAUGAUUUUGUAAAAGUUAAGCCAUGCAACUUAGAGACCAGAUUUGAUGGGUGUCAUCAGAGUGAAGAAAAACAACAUUCUACAGGUGCUGAAUAUCUGACAUAAAAGCAAAAAAUGCUUGAAACACUCAGCAGACCAGGCAGCAUCUGUAAAGCGGGAGAGAGAGACAUGGUUAACGUUUGAGGUCAAUGACAUUUUCAUCAGAACUGGAAUCGAAUGAAGCCCUCUCAAGCUGCACCCAAAUACAUGUCUGUUCCCUAGAAGCCUUACCAGUAGUUUAUUGUCAAAUCUGCACUUAUAGAGGUCUGUUCCAUUCAUAAUGCACAAUUGGUAAUGUUUCUCUUGAGUGGGCGUUGAGAAGUGCCCAGUGUAGAUAAAUAAGAGAUAAUAUGAAAAGCUCAUGCCUUGAGCUGCAAGAUGUGGAUCCUCUAGCAGUGUAGGAUGCUGGGCAGGUCUGUUUGCCAGCUACUGAUUUAAGACCUUCCAGCUUUUGCCUUCUUGCCCUUUUAAUUUUGUAAAGAAUUGCAGUCUGUUCCUGUUGUGGGCAGCAGGUCUGCAUAAUAAGUACUGCACCUCCCACAGUAUUAACACAUGGGCAUUGUGCAGAGUAGCAAAUGGGGACACAGUUCACCGCAUGCUAUCAGACAAACACAGCACUCUCUUUGUUCAAGAAAUGCGUCAACAGUUACCUUUGUUUAAAAACGCCUACAAAGUGGGUGAAAAUGUUAUCAGUAAAUGAUAUUUGUAACAUUGUGCUACUGUGGCUUCCAGAGUCUCUCUCCACCAUCCCAACCAGUAGAUUCAAAUGUGGCCUUGAGCUUCCUGCAAUCAGGAAUACAUAGCCCACAGCAAAAACAGUUUGUCUCGUAAGGUUAAAGAUGAGACACCCAUCAUGUUCAUAGAAGGCCCACAGGCAAGGGGCACUGCAAGCAGCUGCCAAGUUGUGGGAGGGGGAGUAUUGGGGACUGCCCCAUACUUCUGUUAACCCUUGUUUGAAACAGCCAUAAAAACUGAAAGAUCUGGAAAUAUACAACCAGUCAGUCACUAUCUGUGAAGAUGUUAAGACGUUUCAGGAGUGCACCCUUUAUCAGAACCAUAUCAGAAUUGUGAACAAUCAAAAAGCCAUGUUCAAAUACAAUGGUGUAGUGGGCUUGGUCUAAAUAGCCAAGUGGUUAUGGUACUGGGCUUGUAACCCCAAGAUCAAGAGUUCAAAUCUCACAAUGGCAAACUAUGAAACAAUGUAACUUCAUCUGAAACAGAUGGAAACGUGUUUGUACUCGAAAGAGUUACAAUGGUGUAGUGCUUAUGUUCCAGGACUAAUCUUCCAGAGAAUGGAGUGCAAAUCCCAGCAUGGUAGUUUGAUCAUUGGAAUUCAGUUUUGUUAAAGUAACUAAAAAGCUGAGAUCAGUAAAUGACUGUGAGCCACCCAAUCGACAUAAAAUCCCAACUGGUUCAUUCCUCCCCUUUAAGGAAAGAAAUUAAUUGUCCUUACCAAGUCUGGCCACUGUGUCUCCAGUUCCACGCCAGUGUGGUUGAUUCUGAAGUGGUCUAGCAAGCAACUCGGUUGUAUCACACCUUUGGGCAUCUAGAGCAGAGUUAUGAUGUGGAUGCAAAGAGCCUUCAAGGGGAUUUAGUGAGGCUAAAUGAGUAGGCUAGAACAUGGCAGAUGAAAUAUAAUGUGGAAAAAUGUGAAGUUACCCCCUUUGGUAGGAAAAACAGAAAUGCAGAGUACUUUUUCAAAUGGAGAUUGGGAAGUGUUGAUGCCCAAAGAGACU
Carcharodon carcharias (great white shark) is the source of this 4370-nucleotide messenger RNA. RefSeq names its product nectin cell adhesion molecule 1b (gene nectin1b). The transcript is spliced from 6 exons. The coding region runs from base 4 to 1512 and encodes 502 amino acids. The record is from RefSeq and is a predicted model, not a curated record. Gene Ontology annotation, cellular component: adherens junction. Gene Ontology annotation, biological process: homophilic cell-cell adhesion; protein localization to cell junction; heterophilic cell-cell adhesion. Lineage: Eukaryota; Metazoa; Chordata; Chondrichthyes; Lamniformes; Lamnidae.